CAGCCCACGGACUUCCCGCCUACUAAUCUGGAAACUUGUCGCAGGCCCCCACUGACAUCACUGCGGGUUCAACUUUGAAUUCAUCCUCAAGUCUUCAACGUUUCUGCUUUCUACUCAAACCUUUCGCAACAAAUCCACUCUCGUCAUCAAGUCUUCUUCGUAGCUUCAUGUUCAAUUCAGCGCCUCCAGUCAGAUCUGAUUAAUAAUUACGGUGUAGCAUAUGGUCAGUGCAACAUAUAUCUCUAUGAAAUAGCACAGAAAUUCUAGCUUUCUUCCAACAUGGAAAAGAAAGAGUCAGUGGAGACAAUUGAAUCAAAUUCUCAAGCUGUUGAAAAGCUGGAAGAUGUUCCCACUGUUCACAAUGAAAAGGCCAAGCAGCCAGAAGAGGUAAAAAGUGUAAAAAAUCAAAAUAUUGGCAGUGAUGAUCGCCCAUUAGACAAUGCACAAAAUGACAUAUCUGACAAGACAAAUGAGAUGGCAGAUGAGCGGGAGAGUAAUGUCAUGAAGACAGAAGCUGAAGAUAAAUCCUUCAAUAAUGUUAGACAAAACUCUGAUGAUGAUUAUGUUGAUGCCAGAAAAGGUUCUAAUUUUAUCAGUCAAGGGGGAAGUGUAGAUAUAAUUUCUGGACAAAAUGACAUGGCCAAAGAGAUGAACGAGAGUGGGCGCGUGGAAUCCACAAUAAUGGAUCAGAAGACAGAUGAAAUGCCAAGUGAGGACAAUAAUCUAGAGCCCGUGUUUGACGGAACAGAGGUUCCUGGUAUGGAAACUAGCAGAAGCACCGAUAACUGUUCUUUAGACUUGAGUGCUGAUCCGGAUACUCAUGGUGUGGUUGAGAAGGCUGUGGCACUUAAAAAUUUUGUUAGGGAGAGAAGUGCUGUAGCAGUCUCUACUGUGCUACGUCGCCUUUCUGGAAAAAGUGAUGAAGGUUCCAUGAGCAAUUCUGAUGAUGAAAGUAAGAAUGCUUCGGAAUCCUCAAAUGUGGAUUCUGCUGAGAAAAAAUCUUGGAACCCCCUAAAUUAUAUUAGGAUGUCAUUCGAUGCUGAGUCGGAAGGCAAAAAUGAAUGUAGGGAACCAAUAACCGGAGGUCCUCAAUAUCCCAUAGCCAUGAAAGGAAGGAUUAUACUCUACACAAGACUAGGGUGCCGGGAAUCUAAAAAGGUCAGGCUAUUUUUGUAUAUGAAACGGCUUAGGUAUGUUGAAAUCAAUAUUGAUGUGUACCCCAGUAGAAAGAAGGAGCUCGACAAGAUUUCUGGAUCUUCUUCUGUUCCCAAGGUCUUUUUCAAUGAAAUACUUAUUGGAGGAUUGAAUGAGCUGAAGGCCCUGGAUGAAUCCGGUAAGCUCGAGGAGAAGCUUGAAUUUCUCAUCACUGAAGCGCCGUCAAUUGAAGCUCCGUUACCACCUCUUUCUGGAGAGGAUGAUGAGUCUAGUAGUGGAGCUCUCGAUGAAAUGGCUUUAAUUGUCAGCAAAAUGAAAGAAUCUAUUGUUGUGAAAGACCGAUUUUGCAAAAUGCGGAGGUUCACUAAAUGUUUUCUAGGCUCAGAAGCUGUGGACUUCUUAUCAGAAGAUCAAUACUUGGAAAGGCAGGAGGCUGUUGAGUUUGCCCAAAACCUUGCUAGCAAAUUCUUCUUCCACCAUGUUCUUGAUGAGAAUCUAUUUGAGGAUGGUAAUCACUUGUAUCGUUUUUUGGAUGAUGACCCGAUCGUGGCUUCUCAAUGUCACAAUAUUCCGGGGGGCAUAACCACUGUGAAGCCAAAGCCUAUAAUAGAAAUUGCAUCAAGGCUGAGGUUUUUGUCUCAUGCAAUAUUUGAAGCCUAUGUUUCUGAAGAUGGACAUCAUGUUAAUUACAGAAGUCUCCAUGGAAGCGAGGAGUUUGCAAGGUAUCUGAGAAUAAUAGAGGAGCUCCAGAGAGUGGAAAUGUGGGAUAUGUCUAGAGAAGAGAAGCUAGCUUUCUUUAUCAAUCUUUAUAAUAUGAUGGCCAUUCAUGCAAUCUUAGAAUGGGGUCAUCCAGCCGGAGCACUGGAAAGAAGAAAAUUGUUUGGAGACUUCAAAUAUGUGAUUGGUGGGUCAACUUACUCACUUUCAGCCAUUCAAAAUGGCAUUUUAAGGGGAAACCAGCGGCCACCAUACAAUCUUCUGAAGCCUUUUGGUGCAAAAGAUAAACGUGCGAGGGUGGCUCUCCCCUACCCUGAGCCUCUUGUUCAUUUUGCCUUGGUAUGCGGUACCAGAUCCGGGCCCGCGCUUAGAUGCUAUUCUCCUCGAGCCAUUGACAAAGAAUUAAUGGACUCAGCUCGCAAUUUCUUGAGAAGUGGAGGACUUCUCAUUGAUUUGAAUACGAAGGUUGCAUAUGCCAGUAAGAUUCUUAAGUGGUUUAGUGUAGAUUUUGGCAAGAACGAUGUAGAGGUACUGAGGCAUGUGUCAAAUUACUUGGAUCCAGCUGACGCAGCAGUAUUGUUGGAUCUGCUUGCCACCUCUGAAUUGAAGGUGAUUCAUAUCCCAUAUGAUUGGGGUUUAAACUACUAAUUUGCAGGGAACCCAGUAAUUAAGACUUGGUUCAUAUGUGAUUCACCUGUAUUAAAACUAUUGGACCAAUUUGUAUAUCAAGUAAUCAAUGUUACGUGAUCACUUUUUUUUUUUU
Molecule: messenger RNA, 2635 nt
Organism: Neltuma alba
Lineage: Eukaryota; Viridiplantae; Streptophyta; Magnoliopsida; Fabales; Fabaceae
Exons: 7
Coding region: 280-2520 (746 amino acids)
Biological process (GO): intracellular signal transduction
Source: RefSeq, a predicted model, not a curated record